AAUUGCUGGGUUAGAAGAGUAGGCACAUUUUAAGAUAUCUCAUGCAUACUGACAAAAUGGCACUGCUAAUUUACCCUCCAAGGCUAUUGCCAGUUUUCAAAAAGACCUAAGUAAGUAAAGAAAAUCUGGUACAUUUUAUCUCUGGACUAGGUAACACAGACUCAUCAACUCUAAGCUUUUGGCCAGAAUUACAGCAAUUCCGACCCACCAUGUUAGUUAUUGACACUUGCUGACAGGAAGCUAACUGGCUAUCAGGUUUUGGAUCAGUAUGGAAAGAGAAAGCAAGUUAGUGACUUAAAGCCUAUCAACUUUUCCGGGGGCCAAAAUAUUCAAAACCUGGUGACCCGUGAGGAUUCCUAGUAAUAAAAGCAUUGGGGACAACUGGACCCCGGUGUCUGGCAUGGGCCCAGGACAGAAUCUUAAUUCUACAGGUGGGGCACUGCGACCCUGCCCGUGUCUAAACGCCCAACUCUCCUGACUCAAAGUCCACGCUGCUGCCCCAACUUAGUGCUACUCAAAGGAGGGCCACCCACUUGCCCCAACCUGCCCUGCCCCGAAAGGUGCCGCACACCGGCAGCGCCGCCCUGGCGGUGACCUGAUGCGGUUCAGCUGGCAGCUGCGCAUGCUCCGUCCUGCGCGCAGCCUCUAGGCGCCAGAGGGCGCGCUCCCCUCCAAGGCCCCGCCCCCACGGCCCCGCCCUCUGAGCCGUUGGGAUUUGAAUCUCCGGCGGGCUGCGGCUGGAAGUACCGACCCUCCAGUCCGGCAUGGAAAGCCCGGGCCCCAGCGUACGGUGCCCGGUGCAAGAGCAGCGUGCCCGUUGGGAGCGGAAACGCGCCUGCACUGCCCGGGAGCUGCUGGAGACCGAGCGGCGCUACCAGGAACAGCUGGGGCUGGUGGCCACGUACUUCGUGGGGAUUCUGAGAGCCAAGGGCACCCUGCGACCACCAGAGCGCCAGGCCCUGUUUGGGCCCUGGGAGCUCAUUUACGGCGCCAGCCAAGAGCUGCUUCCCUACCUCGAAGGAGGGCGCUGGGGACAGGGGCUGGAGGGCUUCUGCCCCCACCUGGAGCUCUACACCCAAUUUGCUGCCAACGCUGAGAGGUCCCGGACCACCCUGCAGGAGCAAUUAAAGAAGAACAAACGUUUCCGGAGGUUUGUGCGACUUCAGGAAGGUCGCCCUGAGUUUGGGGGUAUGCAGCUCCAGGACCUGCUCCCUCUGCCUCUGCAGAGGCUCCAGCAGUAUGAGAAUCUUGCCAUUGCUUUGGCUGAAAACACAGGUCCCAACAGCCCUGACCAUGAACAGCUCACAAGGGCUGCCCGGCGGAUAAGUGACACUGCCCAGAGAGUCCACACCAUCAGUCAGAAACAGAAGAAUGACCAGCACCUCCAGCGUGUCCAGGCUCUGCUCAGUGGACGGCAGGCAAAGGGGCUUAUCUCAGGUCGCUGGUUCCUACGCCAGGGUUGGCUGCUGGUGGUGCCUCCCCGAGGGGAGCCUCGGCCCCGAAUGUUCUUCCUCUUCUCUGAUGCACUCCUCAUGGCCAAGCCUCGACCUCCAUUGCAUCUGCUGCAGAGUGGCACCUUUGCUUGCCAGGCCCUCUACCCCAUGGCUGAGUGUCAACUCCACAGGGUCUUUGGCCACUCAGGAGGCCCCUGUGGUGGACUGCUCAGCCUGUCCUUUCCCCACGAGAAGCUACUGCUUAUGUCCACAGACCAGGAGGAGCUGUCGCACUGGUACCGCAGUCUGACUUUGGCCAGCAGCAGCCAGAAGAACUAGAGGAAUCUUACAAAUUCGAGUCCAGGAUACCUCAGAGUCGGGAGUACAAAGGAAUCUUCUUCAGUACUAACAAAACACAGACUCUUCACAGUUUGAGAAGGGUCAUUCUGUGUUUGCGUGAGACCAAGACACGCCAUGUCAUUUGAACAGCUCUUGAGAAUCCGGACACCAAACCUGACCCAACUGAACCUCAGCUGAACCAGCUAUUUUUAUGUUGUAUGUAGUUUCUAUAAUUUAUUUUCCCACAGGAUUUUAGUAAAGUUUUUUCUUUUUUGGAGAA
Lagenorhynchus albirostris (white-beaked dolphin) is the source of this 2052-nucleotide messenger RNA. It is a transcript of the gene ARHGEF39, whose product is annotated as Rho guanine nucleotide exchange factor 39. Bases 765 to 1772 code for a protein of 335 amino acids. Gene Ontology annotation, molecular function: guanyl-nucleotide exchange factor activity. The record is from RefSeq and is a predicted model, not a curated record. Gene Ontology annotation, biological process: positive regulation of cell migration. NCBI's taxonomy places the organism in Eukaryota, Metazoa, Chordata, Mammalia, Artiodactyla, Delphinidae. Gene Ontology annotation, cellular component: plasma membrane. The transcript is spliced from 9 exons.